GGGAUGCAUCUCAUAAUACACUAGACUAUUGUAUUGGAGGGAUGCAUCUCACAAUACACUAGACUAUUGUAUUGGAGGGAUGCAUCUCACAAUACAUUAUAUACGAAAACUUCAUUACAUGUGCCUUCUUUGUUUUAGAUGCAAUACCUCACACAGCAGAUCAGAUUUCAUAUCCUAUUUCCGAAACUCAGCCUCAUGACCAUCCUCUUGUGCUUUGUCAACCAUGCAUACGUCCAACAAGUGUGUUAACUGACUUUUCAUCUUCUUGUGGUAGAUGCUUUAUUCAUUUCUCUAAUCCACUGUGUUUGUUAGAUCAAGCUGCAAGUUUUUCUGUUUUGCUUGUGUAUUUUUCUGUCUGUAUGUCUCUCCAUCUGUCUGUCUGUCUGUCUGUCUGUCUGUCUACUUCAUUAACUAUUUGUUUGAUAUUUUGUCUACAGACUGUCAUUUCUAUUCCACAACAUCUCAACCACUUGCGACCUCCUGGUCACAAUGCGCUGUGAAUGACGACGUCAUUUGUGUUGUCUCAAGGCAUUGUGCUAGCCGUCAAGAGGCUUUCUGCCGUGCACUAUUGGGUCGCAAGAAAGCCGCAGAUGUUGCAUCAGAACUAACAAGAGCCACUCGUCGAUCAUCCGACAAACUGGAUGACAUUCUAGAAUCCUGGAUGGACAAGGACGGAACACACAAGCUGGUUGAUAUCAAAAAAUGUUGUGAAAGACGGGAUGUGGCUGUGUGGGGCAUCGUGAAAACAAGACUAAGUGAACUGCAUAAAGGUAUACCUGAAGAUGAGUGGCUAGCUAUGAACGUCACUAGGGAAGCAAUUGACAUUCUGAAACUACACGCCAGCCAUAAAUGGGUAGAGAUCGGUUGUGCUCUUCUACAACUCACGAUUGCUCAGUUACACAAUGAGUUAGGGGUGUCCAAUGUGUCCAGCAGUGUUCACGUGAAAUACGCACUUCAAGAAUGGAUGAAACAAGAGGAGCAACCAACGGUUGAUAAAAUACUUGCCGUGUGUGCUAGACAUGAUGUGGGCACUCGUGGCAUCAUAGAGAAAGAACUAAAAGAGCUGAGACGUAAGAACAUCAUCUGAUACGGCAAUACUGCCAAGACUCCUCAGAAUAAGUCAGAAAAUCAGUUGAGAACGAGACCGUGUGCGGAGAUAUAAUGGAGAUAAGUUGAUGGACGAAGAAGAGAGAAAACCAUGUAGACAGAGGCAAACUCUAUAUGUAUAUAUAUAAUAGACACAUUGACAGUUGGACACAGACACACCCACACAGAUGGACACACCCACAGACGGAUGGACACACACACACACACACACACACACACACACACACACACACACACACACACAAUUUUAGAUAUAAAUAUAAUUUGCUUACUUUGCUGCUACUUUUUAGUAGAUUUGUGCACGAGUUUAAGCCCUGUAGACUUGCUGCAUUUUAGUAUAAGUUUUGUGCCAGAAAUUUUGUUAAUUAAAUUGGAAAGUACGUAAUAAUCAUGACAUUUUGAUAUAUUGCGAGACAAAGAAUUGCAACUACAGGAAAGAAACAUUGCAUCCACAGUGAGUAUGUCUCCAUCUGUUAAUAUUUUGUCUACCUGUCUGUCAAUGUGUUUGUCUACCUGUCUGUCAAUAUGUUUGUCUACCUGUUUGUCAAUGUGUUUGUCUACCUGUUUGUCAAUGUGUUUGUCUACCUGUCUGUCAACAUGUUUGUCUACCUGUCCGUCAAUAUGUUUGUCUACCUGUUUGUCAUAUGUUUGUCUACCUGUUUGUCAAUGUGUUUGUCUACCUGUCUGUCAACAUGUUUGUCUACCUGUCUGUCAAUAUGUCUGUCUACCUGUUUGUCAAUGUGUUUGUCUACCUGUCUGUCAACAUGUUUGUCUACCUGUCCGUCAAUAUGUUUGUCUACCUGUUUGUCAUAUGUUUGUCUACCUGUUUGUCAAUGUGUUUGUCUACCUGUCUGUCAACAUGUUUGUCUACCUGUCUGUCAAU
Molecule: messenger RNA, 1990 nt
Organism: Corticium candelabrum
Lineage: Eukaryota; Metazoa; Porifera; Homoscleromorpha; Homosclerophorida; Plakinidae
Exons: 2
Coding region: 662-1087 (141 amino acids)
Source: RefSeq, a predicted model, not a curated record